This is a messenger RNA of Botrytis deweyae, 519 nucleotides long. RefSeq lists its product as uncharacterized. NCBI's taxonomy places the organism in Eukaryota, Fungi, Ascomycota, Leotiomycetes, Helotiales, Sclerotiniaceae. Gene Ontology annotation, molecular function: transmembrane transporter activity. The transcript has 2 exons. The record is from RefSeq and is a predicted model, not a curated record. Gene Ontology annotation, biological process: transmembrane transport. The coding region runs from base 1 to 519 and encodes 172 amino acids.
AUGGAGCCUUCACCACCGGACUCAGUGUUACAGACUCAAGAAGAAAGCAUGCCCAAUACCCCCAAAUCGUUGCAGUUUUAUCUCAUACUGUUUUCAUUCUCUUUUAUCAGCUUUGUUGCUGCCCUCGAUGGCUCGAUAAUCGCCACAGCCCUCCCUAAAAUCACGAAUGAUCUUUCGGCUGCCGACAACUAUGUGUGGAUUGCGAACUCUUUCCUCAUUGCUCAAACAGUUGUUCAGCCACUUUGUGCUCAGAUAUGUAACAUAUUCGGGCGUUGCGCACCUAUUGGGAUCGCAGGAGGCUCAAACAGCUCCACGAUGCUCAUAGCCGGUCGCACCGUUCAGGGCCUCGGAUCUGGAGGCAUCAUGAUGCUUGUUGAACUCAUUAUCUGCGAUAUCGUCCCCCUCAGAGAAAGAGGAAAAUACCUCGGCAUUGUCAUGUCUUCGACCGCUAUCGCUGCCAUUUUAGGACCAGCUGUCGGAGGAGCUCUUGCUACAGUAAACUGGAGAUGGCUUUUCUAA